AUGUUCAAAGGAAUAGCCAACGCAUGCAGCGCAUGCCUUCGAUAUAGAAGGACUAAUGUGACUGCUAUGCUACUAAUCGUAUAUGUUUUAGUCGUGGUUCUUUAUUUGAAUAACAAUUUAUUACACAAAAACGAAUUCUUACCAGCAGAUGAUGAGUCUGUAAGGUUACUUGAAAAUGCCUGGUCAGAUUUGCAGAAUAUAACGUACAAGCCUCAUCCAUAUACAUCACAUUUUAACGACAAAGUUCACGAUUAUUUAGUUUACAGAGUUAAAGAGCUAAUUGGUAACAACACAUUUUGUGAGAUUUCUGAUGAUUAUGAAUCUGAAAGAUCUAUUUUAUUUCCACAGAAGGACGUUUUCAAUGUUUCUUCAAAGAAAUCAUCUGUGAUAUAUUUUGAAUCGUCGAACAUCUUGGUUAAGAUACAAGGUAAAAAAGGUAAAAGUAACACAGAAGGUUUAUUACUGUCGGCGCAUUAUGAUUCCGUUCCUACUGCAAACGGUGCUACGGAUGAUGGUAAAGGUAUAGUGUCUAUUUUGGCUCUUCUUGACUAUUAUUCUAAACAUCAACCUGAAAGAACUAUCAUUUUAAACCUCAAUAACAACGAAGAAUUUGGUUUAUUAGGGGCACACACUUUUUUUGAUCAUCCAUGGGCAAAACUGACUAAAUAUUUUAUUAAUUUAGAAGGAACAGGUACAGGUGAAGGAAAUGCUAUAUUAUUCAGAACUACAAAUGUUAUGACAGCAAAUUUAUACAAAAAUGCAGUGAAAAUUCAACCAUUUGGUAAUUCUAUUUUCCAACAAGGAUUUAAUCAAAGAUUAAUCCAUAGCGAAACUGAUUAUAAAGUAUACGAGGCCAAUGGUUUGAUGGGUUGGGAUAUAGCAUUUUAUAAACCAAGAAGCUUGUAUCAUACAGCAAGAGAUAAUGUUCAAAGUACAUCGAGGAGUGCGCUUUGGAAUAUGUUAUCUACUACAUGGCAAUUGAGUGAUUAUGUUUCCAAUACACAUUCUAUUAACAACAAUGAUAAUUCAAAUGAUCCGGCAAUUUUCUUUGAUGUUUACAGAACUUUAUUUUUUGCAUUUUCAGCAAAAUGGCUAUUUGUGAUUAAUAUUCUUGUGUUGAUCGGUUUCCCUCUCUUGUCUUUGUCAUUGAAUCUUUUAGCAAGAAAGAGAAAUAUCCCUGUUUCUGUUCCUGUUUUUAGCUGGUUGGAAUUUCCGUUGGCAACAUCCAUUUCGAUAUUUCUUCUUGUAGUAUCUGAAAAAGCUAUAAUAAAGAAGAAUCCAUAUAUUGUUUCUCACGAUUUCAUGGAUUUCAUUCUAUUCUUUGCGGUUCAAAAAACUUUCGUCGAUAUAAUCUUAACAAGGGUUUUAGAAUUGAUAUCCAACCAAAAAGUAUUAAAGGAUAUAAUACUGAUAGAAUUAAUGAUUCUGUCAUGGUUUCUUUUACUUGGAUGUACAAUUAUGUUAAAGAUUACCGACUUUAAAAGUACUGGGGUGUAUCCAAUUACAGGUGUGUAUAUCAGUAUCAGUUGCGCUGUAUUAAUCUACUGUCUAGUGUGUUUAUUUGGUCAGAGAAAGAGGAAUCCUCACACAAUUUUGCAAACAACAUCUUAUUCUGGUACAACCGAAUUUACAGUUUCAAAUAAUAGUGAUCAUGGUGCGCAGGAAGAAACGAAUGCACCUUCUAUAUUACAUGACAAUGAACAAGGGAUUAUGGGGCAAGACUCAGAAAUAGAUAUUGAUGAAAGAGCACCUUUAUUAUCCUCCUCUGGCAAUACGAAUGAUGAUGACGACGAGAAUGAUAAUAUUCAAGAACAUACUGUAAGUGUUCUGAAGGGAUAUUGUACCGCAAAACAUUAUGAAUGGCUAUUACAGUUUUUGGUACUUGUACCUAUAAUGUUUAUACUUUUCCAAGCUGUUGUCGAUUGUUUGUCUGGUUUGAACCAAACAAUUCAAGAAUCAGAAGACUCAUUUAACCUUGUCUACAGUGGUGUUCUUUGGUCCUCUGUAAUAUUGAGUCUCUUAGUUUUACCGUUUAUGUCCAAGGUUGGAGGUCAUGUUACUAUAUUCCUCUUCGGUGCCUGGAUUGUCACCGGUAUCUAUUGCAUUUCAGUUGAAUCUUUUGACUGGGGUACACCACUUAAAGUUAGGUUUUCACAGGAUAUUGAUGGUACUGUAGAAAUAACAGGGCAAAUCGAUAUGGUAAAAAAUUUGAUAUAUGAUCUACCAAGUUAUAAACGUGACAACUAUGCAAAUAUCAAGCAUGGUGUGAAAUGUAGCUAUGGAUAUAUUGGCGUUUGUUAUUAUAAGGGUAUGCUACCUACUGUUGUACCUUAUAUCGACAAAAAUGCCAAGAACAGCUCAGAAAUUCUUUCUGUUGAUGUAAUUAAUAAUGAUAGAUUAUCUCCUGACCGUUCUAAGUAUGCCCCAAUUAAUGCCCAAAUUAGAUUAAAUGUACCAAAUAAUAGAGCAUGUGUGAUCUCAUUCAAUUCGACUAAUUCAAUGAGCUCAGUAUCUGCAGUUAGAAAGAUUAGCGUUUUCAACAACUAUUCAAGUGGUACAGAUACCGGUAAUAAAUUAACAUAUAAAUCGAACAGUGAUAUUAACGAGCUGCAGUUACACAAAUUGAAUUUCACUAGUGGUGGUUAUUUGCUUGGGAUUGAAUGGUUUCCAAGAUUAUUAUGGGAUAAAAAACUGGAAACUACUCAGGAGAGUGAUUAUUUAGAUUCUUUAGGUCUCAAUAUUAGGUGUUUCUGGGGAGACUACGAACCAGAGACGCUAAAUAAUGGUGAGCCAAUACAUUUAGUUCCUGCCUAUGAGGAAUUGCUAAACUAUGCACCAUUGAGGUACUCUAUCACAAAUAAAGAGAAGGGACUGGUGUUCGCAAAUCAAUAUAUCGAAUUAUAA
Messenger RNA from Maudiozyma saulgeensis, 2904 nucleotides. NCBI's taxonomy places the organism in Eukaryota, Fungi, Ascomycota, Saccharomycetes, Saccharomycetales, Saccharomycetaceae. The record is from the annotation of a GenBank genome assembly.